GAAGCGCCGGAAGCGAGUGAGCCAGGGCUCGCCGAGCUGAGCUGGAGUACCUUCAGUGUCCGUCUCAGUGGAUUUGUUGUUGUGAAAGCCGAUGCAACAAGGAGAGGUUUUGUGUUUCAGGAAAUCUGGGUAGAAAACACAGACCUACAGUCCUGAACACGUUAAACACCCGAAGAUUGUUGACUGUUUGGAAAAACUGACACGAUGGACUCUGCAAACCAAGAUAUCAAUCUCAACUCUCCCAACAAAGGUCUGGGGUCAGACACCAUGACAGAUGUGCCAGUAGAAGGAGCUGCAGGUAACCCCAGUACCACAUUGCCUACAGGCUUGAGUGAAGAGGAGACAGAAGAAUUAAAGACUGAACUGAACAAGGUGGAAGAGGAGAUACACACUCUGCGCCAGGUGCUUUCUGCCAAAGAGAAACAUGCUUAUGAGCUCAAAAGAAAACUGGGACUCACUCCAUUGAAUGAGCUGAAACAAAACUUAACCAAAGGCUGGCAAGAUGUUCAGACCUCUACAGCCUUUGUGAAAACCACAGAGAAACUUGGAGAGUGGAAUGAGAAAGUUACCAGUUCUGAUUUAUAUGUAUCAGCGAGGGAAACUUUGGAGGACAUAAGCCAGUCUGAAGCGUAUAAGAAGACUCAGGAGACACUUUCUCAGGCAGGCCAGAAGACCUCUGCAGCCCUGUCCACUGUUGGCACUGCUAUCAGCAGAAAGAUUGGAGAUAUGAGGGCCCUACCUUUCUCACAUUCAUUUGGCAGUUACUCCAUUCGCCACUCAAUAAGUAUGCCUGCUAUGAGGAACUCGCCAACAUUCAAAUCCUUUGAAGAUAAAGUUGGAAACUUGAAGCUGAAGGUCGUUGGAGGCACUGGGAAUGGAGAAGGUGCACGCUCGCCAUCUGAAACCAGUCCUGUUCAAGACAAGGCUCCCUUCUAAAGCACAUCUCCUAGGACUGUGUUCUCACUUUAUCUGAAGCCCUUAUGUAACAUCUCAGCUGCAAUGACACCCCCCAGUACAAACGCAUGUGCAUAUAUCUGUUGAUUUGAUUGUACAAAUACAAAUAGGAUUAUAUAUGAUUGCCACAAAUUGUAAAAAUGUUAACCAUUUUGUAUUAUAAACAAUUUUACACUGCAUUGCAUAAUGUUUUUACAUAACUUUUAUCAAUAUACUGCCUCCUUACUGGCACUUGUGGGUGAGGGCUUAAGAAAAAAUAAUUUAAAAGGUUGGUUAUCUGCAUUUUGUACUUGUAAUAAUACUUACACCAAACAUUAACUUUAGUCCCUUUUUUACACUUAAUAAUAUGAAGCAAUGCUUUGAUCUUUAAGAGGUGAAUGUGGGAUCUAAUGCCUUUUAUUUCACAUUGUAUCACUUUAUGCUUUCUCGGUUUCAUUUUAAAGGAGAGUAAUUCAGUUUGGAAGGUGUUCAGUUGAACAGUUUGAAUUAUAAGAAUUACUGGGCAGAGGACCAGCUUGUGUAGCAGUAGGUUCAGUUGUGUGCCUCACACCCACUUUAUGGUUAAGUAACAAUUAGACCCCUACCAUUGCUUGAAGCUUAAUUAGAAUGCCUUCACAAAUGGGCAUAUCAGGGCGGUUUCCCUCAUAUACCAGUGCCACCUUUUGUUUUCUGCCUUAAGUCUUUAUGAUGUUAAAGUGCACUUUGGCCAACUUUUAACACAAAAAAUUGUUUAAAAAAAAACAUGCUCGUGAAGGGCUGAUCUUGCAGUUUGUUGAGUUGCUUUUAAAAAAAAAAAACAGUUGUCAUGAAUGGCUUCUUCUCAUUCGGUUGUUAUGUUGAAUCCUUCCAGAGCAUUUCCUUUUCUGUUUGUUCCUGUUUUGUAGUUUUAAAACACUUAGGAAGUGUCGGUUAUAGUGAGUUGGGGCUUUAAUGUCAGGUUGCCAUCUCUGUAUACUGCUGCCAAUGUAAGUUACUUGAUAUAGUUUGCUUACUUUCCUCACUAAAACUACUAACUAUGCCAACAAAAUACAAGGCAGAUGUAUUGCUAGUUCAUCUAGACCUGCGAAAUAUGAUGCUCAGUAAGUUGCAAAUACACUAUGGGAUGCUAAGGGUGAAAAUAUUAAACGUAUACAAGAUGAACUACAUAGCCACUGUAGGCACAAUGAGAAUAGUUUUAUUAGGUUGUGUGGGUAUCAUUAGAAAUUAAAGGGAUCAGUUUGUUAUGGUUCGGAGGUAAGAUUGCUGGUUGAAUUAUGGUUUUGUUUUGACGUAUAUCUGAAGGUAAAUAAAGCAUUCCUUUAAACAAU
Molecule: messenger RNA, 2261 nt
Organism: Lepisosteus oculatus (spotted gar)
Lineage: Eukaryota; Metazoa; Chordata; Actinopteri; Semionotiformes; Lepisosteidae
Gene: tpd52l2b
Product: tpd52 like 2b
Cellular component (GO): cytoplasm
Source: RefSeq, a predicted model, not a curated record